Molecule: messenger RNA, 1176 nt
Organism: Uloborus diversus
Lineage: Eukaryota; Metazoa; Arthropoda; Arachnida; Araneae; Uloboridae
Product: replication initiator 1-like
Exons: 4
Coding region: 1-1176 (391 amino acids)
Biological process (GO): regulation of transcription by RNA polymerase II
Cellular component (GO): nucleus
Molecular function (GO): DNA-binding transcription factor activity, RNA polymerase II-specific; RNA polymerase II cis-regulatory region sequence-specific DNA binding
Source: RefSeq, a predicted model, not a curated record
AUGUCUGAGUUGACAAGAAUUGACAAGGAAAGUGUUAGGCAGAUUCAUGAAAGUUUCAAUGCCCCAGCUCACAAUGCGUUGUCAGUGAAGAAGUUUUUAGCCAAUCACAACAUUCCCAUCUUAGACCAUCCACCCUACUCACCUGAUUUGGCCCCCUGUGAUUUUUUUCUUUUCCCUAAAGUCAAGUCAGCUUUGAAAGGAACUAGAUUUGAGAGUGUUGAAGCAGUAAAAGAAAAAGCGACGGAAGUAAUGUAUGGACUUACCGAAAAUGAUCUGCAGCAUUGCUAUGAACAGUGGAAAAUUCGUAUGGAGCGGUGUAUAGACCGAGGAGGAGAGUACAUUGAAGGAGAUAACAUCAAAUUGAGAAAACCAGCAACUUUGCUGCUGGAGGAGGUGAGGGUGCGAGUCUGCAACCCACCAACUGAGAGGGGUGAGGGUGCAGGUUUGCACAAAAAUGCACCAGGCACAGCCAGGAAAAGGGGAGGCUGGUACGGGAGGCGAAAGCCACUGGGGCCUGCCUUUCCUGAGAAGCUAGGAGAAACCAAACAUCUUUGGUCGGAGAUUUCAACUCCUCCUGCACAAACUGCUGCAUCUUUAAGAGUAAGGACAGGUCAACCACAGUCCUAUGCUCCCCAGUUCCCAGCUUCUAUGGAGCUGGAUACUGACUUGAUGGAGAGAUCCAGCAACCUUGCUGCUGGAGGAGGUUUCCCUCUUCAAAUUAUAAACCCAUGUAAACCUAAGGGCCCAAUUGUGUUUAGACUCUGUUCUGUGUGCAACUAUUCAACACCCAAGCAAUCACAUUUGGAAAAACACAUGUUAGUUCACAGCAAAGAACGACCAUAUGUUUGUGGCGUUUGCAACCGUCAGUUCACUCAACAAGAGAAUCUCAAAAGGCAUUUCAAACUCCACACGGGAGAACGUCCUUUCCGUUGUCGCACUUGCGGAAAAGGUACAAAUCAUGAAUUAAUAGAAGUUGCAAAAGAAAAGGGCUUUCUUAUGAUGAAUUUUUGUUCUCUUUGUAAUUACUCAACUCCAUAUAAGUCUAAUUUGAAGAAUCAUAUGCUGGUACACAGUAAAGAAAAACCUCACAUUUGCCCUAUAUGUCAUCGUCGUUUUAGUUUAAAAGGAAACUUGAAGAAGCAUAUGUCCACGCAAUGCCAUAAGUUAUUAUUUUGA